Diceros bicornis minor is the source of this 3220-nucleotide messenger RNA. RefSeq names its product selectin P (gene SELP). Gene Ontology annotation, biological process: leukocyte tethering or rolling; heterophilic cell-cell adhesion; response to cytokine. The record is from RefSeq and is a predicted model, not a curated record. Gene Ontology annotation, cellular component: membrane; external side of plasma membrane. The transcript has 17 exons. Bases 96 to 2585 code for a protein of 829 amino acids. Gene Ontology annotation, molecular function: oligosaccharide binding; sialic acid binding. NCBI's taxonomy places the organism in Eukaryota, Metazoa, Chordata, Mammalia, Perissodactyla, Rhinocerotidae.
GCUUUUCUAAACAGCCUGACACUGACGGGAGGCAGCGAAACUAUAAGAAGUCUGGGUUGGGCAGACAGCAGAAAGCCAGCGGAGUCGCAGAGGAGAUGGCCAGCUACCUAAAAGCCAUCUGGAAGUGGAGAUUUCAGAGAGUGGUCUUCAGAACUGCCCAACUCCUUUUCUUCAGUGUCCUGAUCUCUGAACUAAUGAACCAGAGAGAAGCGGCAGCGUGGAUCUAUAAUUACAGCAACAAAGCGUACACAUGGAACUCUUCCCGGGCUUUCUGCCAGAAGCACUACACGGAUCUAGUGGCCAUCCAGAAUAAAAAUGAAAUCGCUUACCUCAACGACGUCAUACCUCCCUACAGCUCUUACUACUGGAUUGGGAUCCGAAAGAUCGAUAAUAAAUGGACCUGGGUGGGAACCAAAAAGACUCUUACCGAGGAGGCCGAGAACUGGGCUGACAACGAGCCCAACAACAAGAGGAACAACCAGGACUGUGUGGAGAUGUACAUCAAGAGUCCGUCGGCCCCCGGCAAGUGGAAUGAUGAGCCCUGCUGGAAGAAAAAGCGGGCACUAUGCUACACAGCCUCCUGCCAGGAAAUGUCGUGUAGCAAGCAAGGAGAGUGCAUCGAGACCAUUGGGAACUACACCUGCUCUUGCUACCCUGGAUUCUAUGGACCAGAAUGUGAAUAUGUCAGAGAGUGUGGAGAAUUUGACCUCCCUCAACAUGUGCUCAUGAACUGCAGCCACCCUAUCGGAAACUUCUCUUUCAACUCAGAAUGCAGCUUCCACUGCGCUGAAGGGUACAAACUGAAUGGACCCAGCAAGCUAGAAUGUUUGGCUUCUGGAAUGUGGACAAAUAAGCCCCCACAGUGUGUAGCUGCGCAGUGCCCACCCCUGAAGACUCCUGAGCGAGGAAACAUGACCUGUCUUCAUGCUGCAGAAGCAUCCCCGCACCAGUCCAGCUGCAGCUUCCAUUGUGAAGAGGGGUUUGCACUGGUUGGGCCGGAGGUGGUGCAGUGCACAGCCUUGGGGGUGUGGACAGCCUCAGCCCCCGUGUGUAAAGCUGUGCACUGUCAGCGCCUGGAAGCCCCCAGCAAAGGAACCAUGGACUGUGCUCAUCCCCUCGCUGCCUUUGCAUAUGGUUCCAGCUGCAAAUUUGAGUGCGAACCUGGCUAUCAAGUGAGAGGCUGGGACACACUUCGCUGUAUUGGCCAUGGCCAGUGGACGGGACCCUUGCCAGCCUGUGAGGCCAUUGCGUGUGAGCCACUGGAGAGUCCUGUCCACGGAAGCAUGGAUUGCUCCUCAUCCUUGACAGCAUUUCAGUACACCACCAGGUGUAGCUUCCAUUGUGCUGAGGGUUUCAUGCUGAGUGGAGCUGACAUAGUUCAGUGCACUGAACUGGGACAGUGGACAGCACCAGCCCCAGUCUGUCAAGCUUUGCAGUGCCAGCAUCUGGCUCCAAACAAGGCCCAGGUGAACUGCUCCCACCCUUUUGGUGCCUUCAGGUACCAGUCAACAUGUAGCCUGACCUGUGACGAGGGCUUCCUCCUGGUAGGAGCGAGCGAGCUGCAGUGCUUGGAGACUGGGAACUGGAGUUCUCCUCCUCCAGAAUGCAGAGCCAUUACCUGCACACCUCUGCCAAACCCUCAGAAUGGAACAAUGACCUGUGUCCAACCUCUUGGAGAUUCCAGUUAUAAGUCCGCAUGCCAGUUCACCUGUGAUGAGGGAUUCUCUUUAUCUGGACCAGAAAGAUUGGAUUGUACUCCAUCUGGACACUGGACAGGUUCCCCACCAACGUGUGAAGCCAUCAAGUGCCCAGCAUUAUUUGCCCCCGAGCGGGGAAGCCUGGGCUGUUCUGACACUCGUGGAGAGCUCGGGGCUGGCUCCACCUGCCAUUUCUCCUGUAAUGAGGGCUUCACGCUGGAGGGCUUCGACGACGUUGAAUGCACAGCUUCUGGAAGGUGGACAGCACUGCCACCGACCUGCAAAAGUGUAGUAUCAGCGUCUACUCCAGAGGUGCAAUGCCCAGCCCUCAUCACUCCAGAGCAGGGAACAAUGUCCUGUAGGCAUCAUCUGGGAACAUUCGGUUUGAAUACCACUUGUUACUUUGGAUGCAAAGCUGGAUUCACACUCGUGGGAGAUAGUGCUCUCGGAUGCAGACCUUCAGGACAAUGGACAGCAGUAGCUCCAGCGUGCAGAGCUGUCAAGUGCUCCAAGCUGCACAUUAUUGAGCCAAUAGUGAUGAACUGCUCCAACCCCUGGGGAAAUUUCAGCUAUGGAUCAACCUGCAGCUUCCAUUGUCCAGAGGGUCAAUUACUUAAUGGCUCAGCGAGAACAGCGUGCCAAGAGAAUGGCCAGUGGUCAACUACCAUGCCAAGCUGCCAAGCAGAGCCACUGCCGAUCCAGGAAGCCCUGACUUACAUGGGUGGAGCUGUGGCUUCUGCAAUAGGUUUGGUGAUGGGUGGGACACUCCUGGUUCUGCUCAGAAGGCGUUUCAAACGAAAAGAUGAUGGGAAAAGUCCCUUGAACCCUCAAAGCCACCUAGGAACAUAUGGAGUUUUUACAAAUGCUGCAUUUGACCCAAGCCCUUAAGAGACUGUCCUUUUCUUGGUCACCUCAAUCAACCUCCACAGGAUUCUGUUUUUAACUAUCAGGUUUCCUGCUAGACUUGACUUUAACUGUAGUGUCAUUGCUGCAGUUUUCUGUAAAUACUUGUGAAUAAAGGACAUGGAAUUUCCUUGAGAUUAGCUCUGAACCAGAGCAGAAGGAUUGUAGCACAAGCCAAGCUCUCCACCCACCCUUCCUGUUCCACCUCUCCCUUCCUCCAACACAAGCCUCAGGAGCCAGGAUUGAACGUUCUACAGUGCUCUGUGGGCCUUGCCUGUGCUGUCACUUGAAAUACCAAUUAGCCAGAGACUGGAGCAUCUGACUCACCAGAAGUCCAGACUGUGGAGCAAUAAAAAUGCCUCUGCUUUGUUGGAAGGCAGGCAGUGUCUCUGACUUGAAGAAAUUCCUGUAAGAACUUCUGGGGUCUCCAGCGGUUGCUGUUUAUGAAGCCUCUUAGACCUCUGCUGCAAGGCUUCCAGAGAAACCUCUGGGUGGUACCAGAGGCUGCAGAAGAUCAGGAAUCAAGACAGGAAGGCACGCGUCACUGCAGACCUUCCCUAUACUAGUCACUCUGCCCCUAAAGACUCAAAGACCAAUAUCCAAAUGUGUAAUUAAAAGGA